This is a messenger RNA of Rotaria sordida, 474 nucleotides long. The record is from the annotation of a GenBank genome assembly. NCBI's taxonomy places the organism in Eukaryota, Metazoa, Rotifera, Eurotatoria, Philodinida, Philodinidae.
AUGGUAGAUUUCGUACAAUCGUCAACAGUUUUUAUAAGUAUAUCGAGUCUUAGUUUACAUUUAGUGCAAACGGGUAGUAAUUUGACAAAUUCACAACGAAUCUCAAAUUCUAGUUCAAAUAUGCAACAAGAAAUAACAUGUUCGAAGAACAACAUUAUAUCGAGUUCAUCUGUAACACCAAAUGUUAUAGACGAAGUUACGUCGAAUAUUCAAAUAGAACAUGAUUAUACAUUGAUAAAUCAAAACGAACGUUAUUCAACAACAACCUUAAUGGAUGAAUCACAUAUAAUUAAAACUCGUUUAUCUAUACCAGAUAAUCAAUCCAAAGGUAAGCUAUGCUAUAACAGUAAUUCUGAACCAACGUCUUCUAUUGUUCAACGUAAUGAUGGAUACGAAGGUUGUGGAGCUCGAAAAAAUAAACGAAAAUAUUCAAAAGAAGCUACCAAAAGAAAACAAAAAAAUAAAAAUAAAUGA